Messenger RNA from Oppiella nova, 359 nucleotides. The record is from the annotation of a GenBank genome assembly. Lineage: Eukaryota; Metazoa; Arthropoda; Arachnida; Sarcoptiformes; Oppiidae.
AGUGGACAAAAAGUAUGCCGACUCGGAAAGGAAGACUAUCAAAACCGGUGCGACACUAUCACCGGCCACGAGCCUAUAGGAUGGCACCGGCCAGGCGUCACAAAAUGGCUGUCCGACCGGACAACGAAGAGGGACGACUACUUGUAUCAAAUAUCGGUCCCAAUAUUAAUCUGGACGCUAUUAAUGAGGUGUUGGCACUGUUUGGAAAUGUGGGCAAAAUCCAGAUCCACCAAAACGUUGACUUAAGUCUGACGGAAGUCCACCGAUAUCUUUGGAGAGUCGUAUCGUUCGCAUAGAGAAACACAAGUUUUCAGCGAUUUUAUGCAAGUAUUGGAAAACUGUUUUGAAAACUAUGGGCA